AAAGGGCGGUGCUCCCCGCCAUGGGCAACCAGACGAUCCAUAGGGCUGACACAAAGCCAGAAGACAUCUAGAAAAGCGAUAUUGAAUCUUGGCGUCGCGCUUGAGAUCUCCCCCUCCCCUCCAACGAAUACUCGAUAUGGGAUGGGCGAGGGGGAGCACUUGAACACUUUCCUGUUCCAGACAAAGCGGGAUUGAGGGCCCUCUCAAUGGGUAGGCACACACGCACGACAUACGCUUCUGGUCGACAUGGAGGAGGCAAGUUCUGUGCUUCCAGCUUUAGUAAAUGCGACGGACGCAUGCCCGGAGCCGUUGCUUGAUCAGUCGCUCUUUGGAGUGAAGAGAGGAUAUCAAGCCGGACGUUACUGCGGUCUCGGGGCAUUAUCAGAUGGAAACACAUGCUGUUUGCCAUGUCCGAUUCAAGACUGGGUAUAUCAUUCAGAAUGGAAGCAACAACUCCGGAUCUCAAACUACCUCUCCAUCCUCUCAGUCGCACUCUGUGUCUUCCUCCUCCUCUCCUUCGCCGUGCUCCCGGCGUCUGCAACCCGCCGACACUACCUCUCCGUGGGCCUCCUGUUCCCUGUCCUUUCCAUCAGCCUCUCGUUCGUCAUUCCCAUCGGCUCGAACCCGGACCUAUGCUACGACGCCAUCACGCCCAACGACAUGAACUCGUCAGCGUCCUGCGCGUGGACCGGCGCGCUCGUCACGCUCGGCGGGCUCGCCAGCGUCAUCUGGGUCUUCCUUCGCAGCCUGUGGCUGCACGUCCGCGUCGUGUGGGACGUGGCGCCAGGGAGGGGGUUCAAGUGGGCGAGUAUCGCGGCGGGGACACUGUUGCCGCUGGGGUUCCUGGUUGCGAUUCUCGUUCGCACGGGGUUCUCGUACCGUAUGGGGCGGACGUGCUUGCCGAAUCAUGAGGAUGCGAUCGUGACGUUUUGGGCGUGGUUGAUGGCGUUUGCGGUCGCGGCGUUUGUCCUGCAGUUCGUUACGACGGGGUACUGUGUUAUGGUUUACUUGAGGACGCUGAGGAGGGAGAGGAGCCGGGCGAGGAGCACGUUUGAGCGUGGAGGUCGGGAACGGCUCGAUACGUGGCGAGAGGUUAAGAAGAUGCUGGUGUUGCAGUGGAGGAAUAUUCUUGUCAGCAUCUUUGUGUUGGUAGGGAGUGUGGCUUUCUUUGUGGUGUUCUGGGCUCAGGACUCGAAGCUGGGCCGAGUGGAUAAUGAGGAGGAUCUGGUGGCCGUGAAGACUUGGAUUGAGUGUCAGAUGGCUAGUCGUGGGGACAAGGCGCAGUGUAGGAAGUAUGUGGAGGGCUUGACUGUCCCUUUCGCAUCUGUACUCACGGCUCUGAUCUUGGCUUCCCUGGUCGGUGUAGAAAUAUUCAUCCUACUUUUCCGUCUUUCCAUGCUCAAGGCAUGGAUAACUCUCUUCCGUUCUCUACCACGUCGCCUUCGCAACAUCUACGCCUCCAUACGGCGCCCCCCUUCCAACGACCCAGACGAGCUUCCCAUGACCACCGGACCAGAGACAAAAGAGAAUAAGACACCCUAUAUCCCACCAAUCGACACCAAAACUCCAGGCCCAACACCACGAAGCAGCAGUGUGAGCGGCGUAAUGGGACCCACGUACAUAGAGAACAUAUCCCCGAUUCUGCCCCCGACGGAAGCCCACGUGCGGUCGCCAAUCUCGCCCGUAGAGUCUCUUCCGUCUCCAGUGUCAGAGUGGGAAUGGAAUGUUUCGGAGAUGCGGGAGAGCAUGCGAUCGCCGACUCUGAGGCCGAAGGUCGAUGACUCGUUCACACCGCAUCGCAAUCCGCCCCCGCCGCCUUCGCGCAACUUUUCUCUGCCCGGGGCGUCGAGACGGCAUAGUCUGUUGCGGUUGUCGUCGACAAAUUUCAUUCCGUUGCGAUCGUCUAUUCAGAGAACGAACUCGGCGAGGAUGAGGCUGAAGUCGAGGAUUAGUGAUCCUGUGCCUGGGACCUUUGUGCAUGUUGCUGGAGCAUUUAUCAAUGAUGGGGAGGUGGGAGAUGAGAAUGAACACAUGGAGAGUUGAGUUCACGCGGGAGUUGAGUCUGAUUGUGCAUAAUUGUCACUCUUUCU
Molecule: messenger RNA, 2090 nt
Organism: Aaosphaeria arxii CBS 175.79
Lineage: Eukaryota; Fungi; Ascomycota; Dothideomycetes; Pleosporales
Exons: 5
Coding region: 247-2043 (598 amino acids)
Biological process (GO): cell surface receptor signaling pathway
Cellular component (GO): membrane
Molecular function (GO): transmembrane signaling receptor activity
Source: RefSeq, a predicted model, not a curated record